Molecule: messenger RNA, 6351 nt
Organism: Corvus hawaiiensis (hawaiian crow)
Lineage: Eukaryota; Metazoa; Chordata; Aves; Passeriformes; Corvidae
Gene: SORCS1
Product: sortilin related VPS10 domain containing receptor 1
Exons: 28
Coding region: 501-4292 (1263 amino acids)
Biological process (GO): post-Golgi vesicle-mediated transport
Cellular component (GO): Golgi apparatus; membrane
Molecular function (GO): protein binding
Source: RefSeq, a predicted model, not a curated record
UGUGAUGCAGAAGCGGCGAAGUGAGAGGGAGCAGAGAGAGAGCGAGCGGGAGAGGAGCGAGCUGAGACUUCCACAGAGGCAGCCGCGAGAAAUCACCAGCCAGGAUUUGCUCCUCUCUCUCUCCCUCUCUCUCUGAUUUCAAAUCAGCUCCUCCCCCGUGUGGUUGUGGCUUUGCCUUCCAUCACAAGCCUGAUCAGCAACACCAGUCUUGGGAAAAAAGAAAAAAAAAGAAAGAAAAAAAGGGGGAGGGGGGGAUGAGAAAAGAGAAAAAAGGAAAAAGUGCAAAAGAAGAAAAAGGAAACAAGAGAGGGGGAAAAGAGAGGGGAAGAAAGUAAUCUCCUCUACCCCUCGGCUGCAUCCAGCACAGAAGAGUCCGAAACUUUACGUGGAGUUCUCGCCGUGUUUACCCCGCGGCGCCUGAAUCGGCAGCGCCCGGCUCCCUCGCUCCUGCGCUCUCCUACUUGCUCUUUCUCCCUCGCACUCAUCAGCAGUCGGCAGCGAUGGAAAAAGUUGCUGGCUGGUACCCAGCCUGGCACGUUGCUCUCCUGUACUGGACAUGGCUUUUCCUCUUCACUUAUGGCUUUACCGGUGCAGAAAUAACUUGCAGAUCCUGCCGUUCCCAGGUGCAGCCGCAGCAGCAGCCGCAGCAGGGAUUACUGAUGCACUUGAGGACCGACAGAGGAGAAGAGGAGCAAAGGAGGUUCCUCGGGGAGAAGGGAGGUGAGAGAGGGCAAGAAGCCGGGACGGAGGAUGCCGGGUUGCAAGCGACCGUCGCCCCUGCUCCCGCGGAGACGAAAUUCAGCGGCUGGGAGACACGGCGAGUGACGAGGGAGCCAGAGAAAGUGGCCGGGGAGCGCCGUCCCCGAGCGGCAGCGGCGGCUCGGGCCGAGGACCGACCCCUCCAGGGCCCCCCGCCGGCGGGCGGCCGGCCGGGCUCGGUGCAGCGGCGCUGGGGCCGCAGCCCACGGGGCUCCGCGGGGCCGGGGCCGGGGCCGGGCGGCGCCGCUGGGCGGGAGCCGGGGGACGGCGGCGCCGCCCGCUUCGGGCUGGAAGAGCUGCGGCUGGCCAGCACCACCUUCGCCCUGGCCGGAGACUCGGCGCACAACCAGGCCAUGGUGCACUGGUCCGGCCACAACAGCAGCGUGAUUCUAAUUCUGACAAAGCUGUAUGACUACAACCUGGGAAGCAUCACAGAGAGCUCUCUUUGGAGGUCCACAGAUUAUGGGACAACAUAUGAGAAACUGAAUGAUAAAGUUGGUCUGAAGACUAUUUUGAGCUACUUGUAUGUUUGCCCAACAAACAAACGUAAGAUUAUGCUGCUGACUGAUCCAGAAGUUGAAAGCAGCUUAUUAAUCAGUUCUGAUGAAGGAGCCACCUAUCAAAAAUACCGUCUGAACUUCUACAUCCACAGUCUGCUCUUCCACCCCAAACAGGAAGAUUGGAUCUUAGCCUACAGCCAAGAUCAGAAGUUAUUCAGUUCCGUGGAGUUUGGCAGAAGAUGGCUGCUGCUUCAUGAGGGAGUUACACCAAACAGGUUCUACUGGUCUAUGAUGGGGAAUGGAAGAGAGCCUGACCUUGUGCACCUGGAGGCAAGGACAGUGGAUGGUCACGCCCAGUACAUCACCUGCAAGAUGCAGAACUGCAGUGAAGCCACUCGCAGCAAACCCUUUCCAGGCUACAUUGACCAUAACUCCCUGAUCGUCCAGGGUGAUUAUGUCUUUGUUCAGUUGACAUCAGGAGGAAGACCACAUUAUUACGUUUCUUAUAGGAGGAGUCCAUUUGCACAGAUGAAGCUGCCAAAGUACUCCUUGCCCAAGGACAUGCAUGUUAUCAGCACAGAUGAGAAUCAGGUGUUUGCAGCUGUACAAGAGUGGAACCAGAACGACACAUACAAUCUGUACAUCUCCGACACCCGAGGGGUCUACUUCACCCUGGCCUUGGAAAAUGUCAAGAGUAGUCAAGGGCUGGAGGGGAAUGUGAUGAUUGACCUCUAUGAGGUAGCAGGGAUAAAGGGAAUGUUCUUGGCUAACAAGAAGAUUGACAACCAAGUGAAAACUUUCAUCACCUACAAUAAAGGGAGAGACUGGAGUUUGUUGCAGGCUCCGCACACAGAUCUGAGAGGAAAUCCCAUUCACUGUCUCCUACCCUAUUGCUCCCUUCAUCUUCACUUGAAGGUCUCAGACAACCCCUAUACCUCAGGAAACAUCGCCAGCCGAGACACUGCCCCCAGUAUCAUUGUAGCUUCAGGUAAUAUAGGCACUGAACUAUCAGACAAUGACAUCAGCAUGUUUGUUACUUCUGAUGCUGGGAACACUUGGAGGCAGAUCUUUGAGGAAGAGCACAGUGUUCUGUACCUGGAUCAAGGUGGAGUACUUGUGGCCAUGAAACACACAUCUCUUCCCAUCAGACACCUCUGGUUAAGUUUUGAUGAAGGGAGAUCUUGGAGCAAGUACAGUUUCACAUCCCUCCCACUGUUUGUAGAUGGAGUUUUAGGGGAGCCUGGAGAGGAAACCCUCAUCAUGACUGUGUUUGGACAUUUCAGCCACCGCUCAGAGUGGCAGCUAGUGAAAGUCGACUACAAGUCCAUUUUUGAUCGGAGAUGUGCAGAAGAGGACUACAGGCCUUGGCAACUCCAUAGCCAGGGAGAAGCCUGCAUUAUGGGAGCAAAAAGGAUCUACAGGAAGCGCAAGUCAGAGAAGAAAUGCAUGCAAGGGAAAUAUGCUGGGGCUAUGACCUCGGAGCCGUGCGUGUGCACAGAGGCAGACUUUGACUGUGAUUAUGGAUAUGAACGCCACAGCAAUGGCCAGUGUUUACCAGCAUUUUGGUAUAACCCGUCCUCCUUGUCAAAAGACUGCAGCCUUGGACAGAGUUAUCUCAACAGCACUGGGUACCGGAAGGUCGUUUCCAACAACUGCACGGACGGAGUGCGCGAGAGGUACACGGCCAAGCCCCAGCAGUGCCCGGGCAAGCCCCCCCAGGGCCUCCGCAUCAUCACGGCCGACGGCCGGCUCACGGCCGAGCAGGGGCACAACGUCACCUUCCUGGUGCAGCUGGAGGAGGGAGACCUCCAGAGAUCCCUCAUUCAGGUGGAUUUUGGAGACGGCAUCGCUGUGUCAUAUGCCAAUCUCAGCUCAACAGAAGAUGGGAUCAAGCACAUCUACCAGAAUGUGGGCAUAUUCCGAGUGACGGUGCUGGUGGAAAACAGCCUGGGUUCUGACAGCGCUGUCCUCUACCUGCAUGUAACAUGCCCCUUGGAACACGUUCACUUAUCUCUACCCUUUGUCACCACGAAGAACAAGGAGAUCAACGCCACAGCAGUGCUGUGGCCAAGCCAAGUGGGAACACUCACUUACGUCUGGUGGUUUGGGAACAGCACAGAGCCACUGAUCACAUUGGAAGGGAGCAUCACAUUCACAUUUUCUGUGGAAGGGAUGAACACCAUCACCGUUCAGGUCUCAGCAGGAAAUACCAUUCUUCAGGACACAAAGACUAUUGCAGUGUAUGAGAAGUUUCAGUCCCUGAGGUUAUCAUUCUCUCCAAACCUUGAUGACUACAACCCAGAUAUCCCAGAGUGGAGAAGGGACAUCAGCAGAGUAGUCAAGAGAGCUCUGGUGGAGGCUACAGGUAUUUCCAGCAAGCAUGUUCUGGUCGCAGUGCUCCCUGGCCUGCCCACAUCUGCUGAACUCUUCAUUUUACCAUAUCAAGAUGCCACAGGAGAGAAAAAAAGAACAGCAGCAAACCUAGAGCAGAUUUCAGAAACGCUGAUCCAGAAACUGAACCAAAACCUGGUCCAUUUUGAGUUGAAGCCAGGAGUUCGAAUCCUUGUCCAUGCUGCCCACUUAACAGCAGCUCCCCUGGUGGACCUCACUCCCAGUCACAGUGGUUCGGCCAUGCUGAUGCUCCUCUCUGUCGUUUUUGUGGGACUAGCUGUGUUUGUCAUCUACAAGUUCAAAAGGAAGAUUCCUGGCCUUAAUAUAUAUGCACAGAUGCAGAAUGAAAAAGAUCAAGAGAUGGUCAGUCCAGUCAGUCAGAGGGAAAGCAUACCUAAUGUCCCUCAAAGUGAGCUGAUGAGCCCUGAGCAACUAGUAGAUGAGAAGUUGGAAGUCCACCCCAUAGAGCAACCUCAGGCCACAGUCAAGAACCCAAGGAAAGGAAAUGCAACCAAGGUAGUCUGGACAGAGGACUUCCAAAAAGCUUGUGGAUCACCAAGAGAUUUCAAGCCAAGACCCAGAGCGGAAGUAUUUCCACAGCUGCUGAGCCCCAGAGCACAAAAGAAAUCCCUACCUAUGUAAAUGGUUGAAUUGAGGACACCAACAUCUGUAUCUAAAAAAGGAGAGCUCACUGCAUUUGGACUUUUUAAUUCUUCAGAUGACAAAGGGUUUUUAGCUUUAAGCCUGUGCAUGUGGACAUUAUACUGAGACCAUAGUGGAACUGCAUUGUACAGGUGUUCAAUUUUAGUGGGGGGUGGGGGGAGAGGAACUGGUACCACUAUUCACUCCUGCGGCCCUUCCCCUCACCCUUUCACUCUCUUUUUUCUGAUCUGUCUCUAAUUUGUAGAAAUUCAUAAUGAUAUAGGCCAAGAAUAUGCAUGGGGGGGUCUCUUCUUUAGGGAGAGGGGUGGGCUGGGAUGUGGGGGGAGAAGGGCUGGGGCGGUGGGAGGUGGGAGGGAGUGUUUAGGGUUCUUGGCUUUAGGUUUAACUGCUCUUUUAGCACUUUGGGCUGCGGGAGGGGUAGCCGCCCCAGCAGAUUUCCAUAGGACACAAAAAAAGAAUCACACUGGAGUUUAAAGGCACUGAAAAUAUUCUUGGUCAGUGUGGUUUAUGUCUCUGUUUGGACUCUGCCCUUCAUUCCUCUAGCUGCAGCUGCUGCCUGUGCCCCACACUGCGAGGAGGCUGAGUGUGAGGUUGGGUGAUGCCAACUGCUAGGCCAAGCUCCUUCUUAGACACCUUCCUUAGCCUGCCCACACCAAGGCAUCCCACUGGUAGAGCCAUGGGAAGAUAACGGUGCCUCCUAACCCUGAACAGACCAGAACAAGCAUUCAUUGCAGGCAGGAGGUUAUUGUCAGCAAGAACUCACACUGUACUUUGUAUCAGCCUUACACCUUCAGUUCUGGCUGAGAGAAAGCGACACCCUCAGCUCCAUGUAGUGCUGAUGGCUGAAUUUGUCUGGGGAAGUCCCAGGAGCUCUCUGCCUUUUCAGAGUCACCCAAAGGCCUGGUAGUUUUUUGAAAGACACCCUGUCCAUAGGAUAGGGAGCAGGGAAAGGUCUGUGCACAGUUUUCCUGUGGCUUUCUUGGCACCCCCAUUGGUUGCAGAUCUGCAAGCUCCUGCCACUGUGGGCAGAGAAGGGAGAUUUUGGCCUGGGACUGUUGCCAUGCAUUUUGAGCCUCAGCACUGCAGGACCACUCUCACACAAGAUUUGAUUUCUUACCAAUAACUUAAGCUUGUAUCUUACGCUGCAAGUGGAAAUGAGGCUGUAGGACAUGUUCACAUAGACUGUGCAAGGGAACAGCAGAAAGCAGGAUUAGCACACCUCGAACAAGUCCUCCAAAGACACUGGAUAUCUGUCUGAAGCCUAACCCAUGGUCAUUACAACUGUUGAUUUCCAACCCAACUCAGGUAAUUAAACCUAGCACCAGGACUUUGGUUUGGAGUGUAAAGAGAGAAAUGCUGUGACCAAUGUACGCUUGCCUAACUAUGUUAGGAGGAGGCAAGUAGAGGCCAGCUGAUAAUCAGUGAGGCACUUGUAGGAGGCAGCCUGAUUGCUGACAUGGGUGGGUUUUGUGCAGCAGACAUUGCACAUGGCAACUUGAGUCAAAACCAGGAGAAAGCAGCAUGGUCAGUGUGGCCCAGAGUCCCAGGGCAGGGAUUUGGUGGUGGUGGGUUUGAAUUUCUCCAUCACAAAGUGGGCACAAACCUAAAUCAACACACUUGCUGGCAAAACAAAAAUGAUACCAAGGACAUUAGGCCCGUAGUAGUUAAAAGGAUUAUCACAGUACAGAGUCCUCUGCCUCUUUCUGCAGUUUCUCUGAAGACAGGUAGAAACACAGCAGUUUGUAUGGCUUUGCUAUUGUGUUUGCAACUACAGCUUUAAGAAAGAUGGGAAAGUUUUGGCUGCAACUGUAUAAUAGUCCCCACUGAAGUCCAACAUUAGCCAACUUAUUUUUAUAGUAAGCCAAUCAAAAAGUUUUCUUAUAGUGUUGGAACUAUUUCUAAUUUUAAAAUUAUUUUUUGAUGUACUUUUUCAUCUUCUUUUUCCCUUUCGUUAAAUACUAUGUAGCGUAAUGUAUAAUUGCUAUGGUUUAUUGCUUUUACAGUCAUAUUUAUUAAACAGAUUAUGUCUCUAAAUGAA